UAAUGUGGCCAAGCGUAGAGCAAUGAAGGAAAAAUGAUAAUUGGCACGAUGCCUAUUCACCCAUCUAUAGAUGACUGCAUUAUAUGAGGACAAGGAAAUUAAAAUCGUGUGCAUGUGUAAUGAGUGUAACCGAUACACUAAGCUAUAGGGAAAUAUGAGCAAAAUGUCAGCAAAGAAUUCAAGUGCAAAUAAACAAAUCAUUCGUUCGCUCUCAUCUGAAAGUCAAAAGAAAGAUUGGUCCAAACGUUUGUCAUUGCGUGGCAUACGGCAUUACGGUGUCGGUGGCAUUGGUGGCGGUGGGUCUGCCGCUGCUGCCAGUGGUAGCACAAAUUCCAGCAAAGAGGAAUCUAGAAAACAUAAAUUCUUUAAUCGUUCAUCAUCUUUAAAGCAAUCUACCAACUCGCAGUUGCAGCAACCUUCGGCAUUAGAUUCAAAUGUUCAAAGUUCAACAGGCACCUUAUCGCAGAUGCAGGCCCCAUCAACACCCAAAAAAUCAAAUUGGGAAGUUAUCGAACACUUUAAUACUAGUUCGAAAGGUGGUAAAGCCGUCGUUAGCAGUAGUUUGAUAGCGGCCGGCAUAACACGAUGCAAUAUCGAUGAAUCCUUGGACUCUACAAAUUCUAGUUCAACGUGCCAAAGUCCAAUGGUCUAUCAACGUGACGAAGCUCAUCUACUGCAACAAAAUUCGGAUGCCUCGGAUACAGCUCGUAAUACGGAAGCAAAUACGAAUACGACUACUGUUAUAAGUCCAAGCAUUUCAUUUUGGUUUCGCUUAAAUCGCGUCGUAUUACGCUUGUGUAGCGCGCAUCAGUUUAAAAAUUUACAGGUGGAAAUGCUCUAUCAACGCUAUUUUUUGCGCAUGAAUCAAAGUACCACCACACACGUAUUAUUAUUAUUACUGGCUUUAAUUGUGGCGCUCACUAGCGCUCAUAUUCUAUUUUGCACCGUGCAAAUGAAACGUUAUUUGACAACAAACGUAACUGAAUUUCAAAGUCAGCCGACUGAUAAUUUGCAUACUUCCGUUGUUUCGGCGGAGGCAGCAUUAUAUCAGUUGCCAUUACCACCGACACCCGACAUACCUCAGCAAGCAGCCAUAAAUUACACAAACCACCAAAAAAACGAAAAUCUCCAUGAGAAUUAUCAGCAGCGUCAAGUUGCAGAUAACUUAAGUUCAACUAUGAAAACUUCACAGUCACAACGUUUAAGAAAUGUUAAUUUAAUACAUGAGUUACCGAGCGGUGCGAAUAGUUUUUUACAUUCUGCCCAACGACAACAAUAUCAACAAUACCGCGAAUUAUAUUCGCCAUUGCUUUCGCGUGGCGAUUCAUGGGAACGUCGAAAACGUAAUAAACAAUUACAUGGACCUUCUCGCAAACAUCGCUGUAAACGUUUAAGCAUACAAAUAACUAAGCCAUACACAACGUCAAUGAUGUAUCACAGUAGGUUGUUUAAAGAGAGUUAUCAUACUAUUGCUCCUACUACUCCUUCCAGUUUGAACAGCCAAUCAAAUAUAGAGCUUGAAGGAGCAUAUAGGCAACGGGAAGUGCAGCAGCAGACUGCAACUGGUAACCAUAACAAUAGAUUAGCGGUAACAGAAGAAGAACUUCCCGCCAGGAUAGAUAAAGAUAAAGAUAACAGGCAAUCAUUGGCUGAGAGAAAAAUUCAUAAAAAAAUUAUGAAGAGUAUCCCAAUACCAUUCAUAUCGCGCCAACAAGAAAUGAAAUUCAAACGUUGGUUAACUGAAAUGCAUCAGCAAUCAUCAAAGAGACGCUACAAGCGUUACAUUCCCAUGAAAGUUAAAAAGCAUUCAAUGAACACAUUCCAGGAAUUUUUGCAACCAACAACAAACUUUUAUACGUUGUCGUCAGAUAGGAUGAUGCAUAACAAAGUAGUUAAUCAACGCAAUAAUUUACUCUCAAAACAUGUUAAUCAGCAACAACAGCAUGGAGAAGAUCUACAAAAAAAACAACAACAACAACAACAACAACAACAACAACAACAAGAGCACAACAACCGUAACGAAGAGUUUCCCAUCAUUUCAAUGGCUUUGACAGGCAGUAGUGGCAGGAUAAGUAGCAGUUUGAGUGAUAAGAUUGCACUUAACAAACUUAUCGUCAGCUCGUCAAACAACAAUCCUUCAAUCACCACAUCAACAAAUCCUGAUAACAUUUUUUCAAGUCCUGUACAUUCUUCAGCUGAGGCUACAUUCAUUUACGUUCCAAACACAAGCGAUAAUAAUGAUAACGAUAAUAAUGAUAAUCACAACAAUGAUGAUAAUAAUGAUAAAAAUGCUGAGGAUAGAAAACAAAUCGAUUACUUUUGGGCCAUAAUUGCGAACAUUGAUGAGAAAUUGUUAGUUUUCUUCAUAGUGAUGGCCGUCUGCAUAUCCAUUUAUUCGUUCCUGCUAUGCAUCCUCUCUAAGCCAGCGGUGAACGAAAUAUUUUUAGUUUUGGUAUCGUAUGUCAUUGUUGGAACAUUUGUCGCCAUUGAAAUUGUGGUGGGGUACGCUACACUGCCAAGUAAAUCUUUUAAUGGCAGUGUUUGUUGUGCCAUUUUUAUCUACAUGACAUAUACAAUGUUACCGUUACGUUUGCGAGAAUCGUUGGUCGGUGGUUUUAUAUUAUCGAGCAUACACAUCUAUACAAGCUUACGUUACGCUGAUGGUAUAUUUUACUGGCAAGAGUUAUUUUGUACGCUAAUGGCUCUGUUUUUAUCAAACCUAACUGGAAUUUAUACACACUGGCCAAAGGAAAAAGCGCAGCGUAAAGCCUUCAUUGAAACUCGACAGUGCAUUGAGGCUCGUUUACGUACACAACGCGAAAAUCAACAGCAGGAACGUCUCUUAUUGUCAGUGUUGCCGCGACAUGUUGCGAUGGAAAUGAAAGACGAUAUAGCCGGACAACCGCGUGACACACAAUUUCACAAAAUUUAUAUACAACGACAUGACAAUGUCAGCAUAUUGUUUGCUGAUAUUUGCGGUUUUACUAGCCUCUCCGAUCAAUGUACCGCUGAGGAAUUAGUACGCUUGCUGAAUGAAUUAUUCGCCAGAUUUGAUCGUUUGGCAUCUGAACACCAUUGUUUACGCAUUAAAUUAUUAGGAGAUUGUUAUUACUGCGUUUCGGGUUUACCUGAACCUCGACCUGAUCAUGCUCAUUGUGCCGUUGAAAUGGGUUUAGAUAUGAUCGAUGCAAUAGCUUUGGUACGUGAGGUAAUGGCGGUAAAUGUGAAUAUGCGCGUUGGCAUACAUACGGGUCGUGUUCAUUGUGGUGUUUUGGGUCUCGUCAAGUGGCAAUUUGAUGUGUGGUCAAAUGAUGUAACUCUAGCAAAUCAUAUGGAAAGUGGUGGUAUACCAGGACGUGUUCAUAUAACCAAAGAAACUCUAACAUGCCUGGAUGGUGAUUACGAAGUGGAGGUAGGGAAAGGUGCCGAACGUAAUUCAUAUUUAAAAGAUCAUCAAAUUGAAACCUAUCUUAUAAUACCGGGUGAUAUUUACAGACCGCAUAAAAAGUCACGGAAUCGUUUACAAGUUAAUGGCAAUAUAUCGAAGGAAUUACGCAUGAUGGGACAUGGCAGUAUGCAGAAAAACACUUCCAAAUUUGGUUUUAACGAUAAUACAGAAUUGACUAAGGAUCCUGAAGACGAAGUCAAUGAAUAUUUAAUGAGAGCCAUAGACGCUCGAAGUAUCGAUCAUUUAAGAGCUGAGCACUGCAAAUCGAUUCUAUUAUCAUUCAAAGACAAAAAUCUGGAGAAAAAGUAUGCCACCGAACCAGAUCGCCUGUUAAGUGUUUACUUCUAUUGCAGUCUUAUUGUGCUUUUGGGCACCAGUGCUAUGCGUUUAACGAUCUUUCAAAUCAACAUUUAUACUGUCGUUACAACGUGUGUGGUUAUCGCUUUAUUGUUUAUCCUAACAUUGUUGGUGGCGUGCCGCGAUUUCACUGACGAAUUCCCCAGUAGCAUCAAACGAUUUUCAUUAAAAAUUCAUAGCAAUCGUAUGCUAUCACAAUGUUUUGCAUUUUUAACAGUUGCAUUGAUUGCUCUUACAACCGGACUAUCGAUGAUACAAGAGAUUUUUUUAAAUAACGCCAACCAACUAAUUGCAAGUUCUGCUAAGGUAUACACAAUAGUUGAACAAGAGGAAAACGAUAGCAUGAACAUAACUACUCUGCCCGAGACAUUCUUGCUGUUAACCCUAUUGUCGAUGAUGACCUGUGCAACUUAUCAAGUUUUGCGUAUAUUAUUAAAGUUAAUUUUACUUGUGUUGGCCGCAGCAUUCUAUAUAAGUUCCUCAAUGUAUUUACUUGCGCGCAAAGAAAUUCGAUUAACGUUGCUCAACGAAGAGGCACUGCUGCGUUACAUAAUUGACUCAAUAUUUCUUUUUGCAUUUAUGUUGACAUUGAUUUUUCAUAGCCACCAGACUGAGGCCACCUAUCGCUUAGACUUUAUAUGGAAGUUACAAGCAACUGAGGAGAAAGAAGAUAUGGAACACUUGCAGGCUUAUAAUCGCAAACUAUUAGAGAACAUCUUGCCAGUGCAUGUAGCUGAACAUUUUCUUAGUCGCGACAAAAAUAUUGAUGAUUUAUAUCAUGAACAAUGCGAAAGCGUCUGCAUAUUGUUCGCUUCGAUACCUAAUUUUAGCGAAUUUUAUGUAGAACUUGAAGCAAAUAACGAAGGCGUCGAAUGUUUACGUUUGCUAAACGAAAUCAUUGCCGACUUUGAUGAAUUAUUAAGUGAGGAUCGCUUUCGGUACAUUGAAAAAAUUAAAAGCACUGGAGCCACUUAUAUGGCCGCUUCGGGUCUCACCGCACAAACUUGCGAUCAAAUUAAUUAUCGUCAUGUUACGGCUAUGGCCGAUUACGGUCUCCAGUUAUUCGAUAAAAUCGAAGAAGUCAAUAUGCAUUCAUUCAAUAACUUUAGAUUGAGAAUCGGUAUAAAUAUUGGAGCAGUGGUGGCGGGGGUUAUUGGUGCUCGAAAACCCCAAUAUGAUAUAUGGGGUAAUGCCGUAAAUGUUGCAUCACGCAUGGAUUCAACUGGGUUAGUGGAUCAUAUACAGGUUACUGAGGAAAUUUAUCAAAUACUAAAACCACGUGGCUACGACUUGACAUGCCGCGGCAGUAUUAAUGUAAAAGGCAAAGGCACGAUGAUAACAUAUUUUCUUAAGGGGCAGUCAGCGGUGAAUCAAGUUAAGGAGUCCAUUGUCAUAGCCGACUCGCAAUCCGAAAAGGAAAAAACUUUAAAGAUUGAAGUUACUCAAGAAGAAAAUGUAAGAUUUGAUGAGUCUAAAGCUAAAAAUUUACUUGACGAUAGACAGCAAAAUGCCGAACCGGAAUUAACUAUGUCCAAUCAGGUUAGCAGUACAUUUACGGAAUCCGAGGAUCUAUCACCCGACAUCGAUGUUAAUCCAAAUAUGAAUAGUGUGACGGCUGAACGACGUAAAUCUUUGUGCCGGCAGCAUAAUAUAUCUUCAUCGUUUGGAACUACGGUGAGUUCUUCUGGUAUUUCUGUGACACCCUGUAUAUCCAACAGUUCCAGUGUAGUGACCGUAGGCACCCUACCCACCUUUGCAAAAAACAAUUCCACCUCUGUGGAUAAUACCUCUUCCGAAGGAGCAAGUGUUUUCAGUAAAGUUAACUUUGUACCUCGUACAGCUUUAGAUGACAUACGAGAUAACGUCGACAGCGACAAGGCAACGCAAUUACGCGAUUCCAUUGAGAAUUUGGAAAUUCUACUUAAAAAUAAUAUCAGUUUAUCGGACUUGAAUAGUAAGCAACAAUUGAAUUUGCGCUCAUCAGAAACCAGUAAAAGUUUCAACAAGAAAGAUACAAUAGUCAAUUACAAAUUGGAAGAGCAUAUAAGGCGACAACAUAAGUCAGAUGCCAAUAAUAUCGUUACAACUAUCAAUAGUAGUAUGAGUGCAACCAUUACCGAAGAUCAUACUAUCGUCAGUUUGCCCUCACCGUUAAAUAAUAAUCUCCUCUUAGAUGGUCAACGAUUAUUGGCUUACAGUGCUAGAGGCAACGAUUGCACUAAAUGGCUUAAGGUAAGCCGAAAAAGACGUUUUAAAACUUCUCAAAGUCUUAGUCCUUUAGAAGUCAACAACAAACUAUACCCUUUGCCCAAUAGCCGUAGUAUGAUUAUUAUAACUAACAAUUCAUCGCAAAAUUCUAUACAAUCAUCGCCCACUGCACAAAUUAAUUCAAUAUUCUGUACAAAAGAGUGAAGUGAGGUGAGUACUUAA
This is a messenger RNA of Glossina fuscipes, 6235 nucleotides long. RefSeq lists its product as uncharacterized. Gene Ontology annotation, cellular component: plasma membrane. Gene Ontology annotation, biological process: adenylate cyclase-inhibiting G protein-coupled receptor signaling pathway; cAMP biosynthetic process; intracellular signal transduction. The record is from RefSeq and is a predicted model, not a curated record. The transcript has 28 exons. Lineage: Eukaryota; Metazoa; Arthropoda; Insecta; Diptera; Glossinidae. Bases 155 to 6217 code for a protein of 2020 amino acids. Gene Ontology annotation, molecular function: adenylate cyclase activity.